Eimeria mitis is the source of this 345-nucleotide messenger RNA. RefSeq lists its product as uncharacterized. The transcript has 7 exons. The record is from RefSeq and is a predicted model, not a curated record. Lineage: Eukaryota; Apicomplexa; Conoidasida; Eucoccidiorida; Eimeriidae. Bases 1 to 345 code for a protein of 114 amino acids.
AUGAGUCUACCUGCAGAAGGAAAGCCUCAAGUUCAGCUGAUAUGCGAGAGGCUGAUAGACAAGUUUGCAUCUCGACUUGAAAAAGAUAAAACCCUCGAUAUUCCUCUGGAGACGAGAGAAGAGUUCUUGCGGAAGGAAGGCAGAGGGUUUGGCUUGCAGUCCGAACGCUCGCCAGGGGAAGAGACUCAAAGCAACAGGGGGAGGCGCGUAAACGCUGGCGACUCGGAUGAUGAGUUCGCUGAUGCAAAUUUGGAUACAUUAGGAUAUCGCGGCCAGCUGAUAGUUCUCGUCGAAGGCCAGGAAUUCCCCUUCAGCAGAAUGGAUGCUGAUCUGCGUGAAAUAUGA